AUGACCUACAGUGAACUUGUUCGAGAGUUAUGUUCGGAGAUGAAGGUGGAUAAAGAUAAAGUAGAGAUCAAGCUGAGCUAUUUACCAAAUAUAAAAGAAAACAGAAAGCCCACCUACCUAUGGAAUGACAGGCAUGUUCAUAUUUAUCUACUGGAUAAAAUAAAUGGAAUGCGAGGCAUGCUUUAUGUGGAGAUAGAUGAGGUACGGGUGAAAGGUGAAUGUGAACAAAAUGAUGAAGAACAACCUAUAAUUCCUACUGGUGAAAGUGGUGUUGGAGGUAGUAGGAAGCGAGAUGGGAUAGAUUAUGAUGAUUGUGUUAUGUUGAGCCCUAAUUUUAAGAGUAAAAUUGGGAGUAAUAAUGUGGCAGAGGUUAUACAUCUUUCUGACAGUGAACAUUCUAGUGGUCUUAGGGAUGUUAUAGUGACUGAAUGUGAUGGGGAUCGUGCUGAUGGUGGUGAUGAUUUGGCCAUUGAGAUAGUAGCAGACUCUCGGUUUUCGAAUUUUGUAUUCAGUUUCAGUGAUGGUUUAAAUAUCACAAUUGGCCAUGAGUUUGACAAUAAGGAAGCAGCACAAGAAUUUGUUCACAAGGGUGCAGCUAUGGGUCGUUUUCGUUACAGUACACUGAAGUCCGAUAAAAAGUUGUGGGAAAUAAGAUGCAAAUUUGUUGAAUCGGGCUGUAAUUGGAAGUUGCGGACGACAUUGAUUUUAAACUCGGAGCGUUGGAGUGUAAAAAAACACAAUCCCAUGCAUAGCUUUAAACCCGUAUCUGAAACAAGCGAAGCUUUGAGGGGUACAAAGAAAUUGGUUCGGGAUUAUUUGAAGGAAGAAUUUUCCGGUAAACUUGAUAGUACCCCUUCAGCCCAUGAAAUUGUAGACAGGGUAAAAGCCAAGUACGGUACAACCGUAACAUAUUUGACGGCAUUACGAGGCAAACACAAAGCUGAAAGUGCGAUUCGAGGUGAUCCUGCUGAGCAUUUCAGAAAGCUUCCUGGGUGGUUGCACAUGUUGCAAAAGAGAAAUCCCGGAACGAUUGUCGGUCUUGAGUUGGACAAAGAUGGCAAAAGUUUCAAAUAUCUCUUCUUCGCAUUGGGUGCAGCGGUAAGAGGAUGGAAUUACAUGCGUAAAGUGGUUGCAAUUGAUGCAACAUUUCUCACGGGACAAUAUAAAGGUACAUUGGUCGUUGCGACGACACAAGACGGUGACCACCACCUAUAUCCGUUAGCCUGGGGGGUUAUUGACAGAGAAAAAGAUGCAUCAUGGAGGUGGUUUAUGAAAAUGUUAAUAAAGGCAAUCUCAGAUGGACCUGAUGUUGUCGUGAUUUCUGAUCGACAUAGGAGUAUAAUAAAAACCGUCAGCGAAGUGUACAAAGAAGCAGGGCACGGAUUUUGUGCGAGACAUAUAGCACAAAAUUUGAAAGUCAAGGUUAACAAAGGCAUGGGAAGAAAAAGUUCGAGAGGUGAUACCGUUGCCGAACGGUUCUUCAAAUGCGCGGAAGCUUAUACGUUGAACGAAUUUGAAGACCUGUUUAAUGAUAUGAAGGACAGGUUUCCGGUGCUGGGCCUUCUGGAUAUGUGUGUCUCCAAGACCGUGGAAUGGUUCGAUAGAUAUAGAGUUGAAGCAGGAUGUGCCGAUGAUUCACAAAAAAUGACACCGCAUGUUGACAAAGUGCUCCAUGAGAGGUAUGAGACUGCAUGUACGUAUGAAGUCAUUGUGCUAAACACUGUUACAGAUGAGUUUGAAGUGAGGGGUGAAAAGGAUAGAAAACACUUUGUUAGCAUUGAAGAUGAGUUUGAAGUGAGGGGUGAAAAGGAUAGAAAACACUUUGUUAGCAUUGAAGGUAGAACUUGCAGUUCUAGGGUGUUUGAUAUCGAUAAGAUCCCAUGCAGCCAUGCAAUUGCAGCACUUCAUAAGGUUGGUAAAGCGAAUGUUAUACCAGACUUGUGUUCUCCAUACUAUACACGGGAGGCAUGGCGUCUUGUCUAUCAUGAAACCGUGUAUCCGGUCCCCGAUUGCUGUGAAUGGAUUAUCGAUGACCCGAAUGUUGCAAAUCUUGUGGUUAUGCCUCCUAUAAUGGAUGAGAAACGACAAUGUGGGAGGCCUAAACAAAAUCGGUAUCCUGGUCCUGGAGAAGCACGGAAGAGAAUCAAAUGUGUAGCGGAAACAUCAACAUCGGCAAUGUCAGAGAGAACAACUAUUUUGGAGUGA
Molecule: messenger RNA, 2205 nt
Organism: Tarenaya hassleriana
Lineage: Eukaryota; Viridiplantae; Streptophyta; Magnoliopsida; Brassicales; Cleomaceae
Exons: 3
Coding region: 1-2205 (734 amino acids)
Molecular function (GO): zinc ion binding
Source: RefSeq, a predicted model, not a curated record